Messenger RNA from Danio rerio (zebrafish), 2094 nucleotides. NCBI's taxonomy places the organism in Eukaryota, Metazoa, Chordata, Actinopteri, Cypriniformes, Danionidae. The record is from RefSeq and is a predicted model, not a curated record.
AUGGAGGAGAUCCAGAAGAUCUUCAGCUCCAGAAUCAACAAACACAUCAUGAUCCUCAUCAUGCAGAACUCAGAGCAUCAGACAGCAGAACUCAAUGAAGAAACACAGACUGUCAUUCAGAGUUUUGGAGGAAGACAUCAUCACUUCAGUCCUGAAACACAAGUGUCCACAUUGAUGGAGAACAUUGAGCAGAUGCUGGAGGAAAACAGAGGAGGUUCAAGAGUAAACACAGAGGAUGAGUUGAGGAUUGUUCUUCUGGGAAAAACUGGAGUCGGGAAAAGUGCGACUGGAAACACAAUCUUAGGAAAAGCCAAAUUUACAGCAGAAACAUCUCACCAAUCAGUGACUAAAGAGAGUCAGAGAGAAACAUGUGAGAUCAAUGGCAGACAGGUCACUGUGAUCGACACUCCAGGAGUGUUUGAUACUGAACUCACUGAAGAGGAGAUCCAGAGAGAAAUCAGACACUGCAUCUCCAUGAUUCUGCCUGGACCACACGUGUUCAUCAUCGUGCUCAGUUUAGGACAGAGAUUCACUAAAGAGGAGGAAACAUCAGUGAAGAUCAUUCAGGAGACGUUUGGGGAAAACUCUCUAAUGUUCACCAUGGUACUCUUCAACAGAGGAGACUUCCUCAAGAAUAAAUCCAUUGAAGAAUUUCUGGGUAAACCUGGAUCUCCUCUGAUGAACCUGAUUGAAGCUUGUGGACACAGAUAUCAUGUGUUCAACAAUACCCAGCCUGAAGAGCGAACACAAGUGUCUGAUCUACUGGAGAAGAUAGACAACAUGGUGAAGGCAAACGGAGGAAGCUUCUACUCAUGCAAGAUGUUCAGAGAGAUGGAGAGAGAAAAACAAGAACAACAGAUGAAGAUCCUGAUGGACAGAGUCAGAGAAACUGAAGAAGAGAUGAAGAAACUGGAGGAAGAGAAAGACAGAAUGAAGAUGAUGAUGAUAGAGGAACGACAGAAUCAGGAGACAGAGAGAAAGAGGAGAGAAGAAGAGUUCAGAGAGAGAGAAGAGCGAUAUAAAAGACUGAUUAAAGAACAAAAGCAGAAGGAGAAUGAACUGAUAGAACAGAUGAAACUGGAGCGAAUGCAGAGACCAGAGGAACUAGACAGACUGAAAAUAGAAGAAAAGAAAGAAGAAGAGAAACAGAAAUCUGAACUUCACAAGAGACACCAAAGUCCCGUUAGUGAUCACAUAAUGGAGAGUGUGACCAGAUGGAAUUCUGAGAGACCGAACACAGCCCAUGAUCAACAGACUGCUCCAAGACUCUCCUCCAUCAGGAUUGUUCUUCUUGGUGACCGUAGUAUUGGUAAAAGUGCAUCUGGAAACACAAUCCUGGGACAGAAAGUGUUCAGAUCUGAGAGGAGCAGUAUGUUUGCAGUAACCCGUGAAUGUUCAAUUGCUGAGGCCACAGUUUCAGGCAGAUCUGUGUCUGUAGUCGACACUCCUGGAUUCUUUCACAGACAUAAGAGACCUGAGCAGUUAAUGAUGGAGAUCAGCAGAUGUGUGUGUUUAUCCUAUCCUGGACCCCACGCCUUUCUCAUUGUAUUUACUAUAUAUAUGGGAGUCACUAAAUAUGAGCUGCAGUUUCUUCAGAAGAUUGAGCAGAUGUUUGGUGAAGAAGUGUUGAAAUACUCCAUCAUUCUCUUCACUCAUGGAGAUCUGCUGGAAGGAGGGUCUGUAGAGGAGCUGAUAGAGGAGAACUGUACAGCAAGAUCUGUAGUCCAGCAGUGUGGAGGCAGAUAUCAUGUGUUCAACAAUGAAGAUGUGAAUAACAGAGAGCAGGUGGAGGAUCUACUGCAGAAGAUUGACUCAAUGAUACAGCAGAAUGGAGGAGGACACUACACUAAUGAGAUGUUUGAAGAUGCUCUGAGAGCCAGACAAGAGGAAGAAGAGCAGAGACAGAGAGAAGAGCAAAGAAAACUACAAGAGGUGGAACGGAGACAAGAGGAGCUUGAGAGAGUGAGAAAGGAGUCAAAGGAGAGAGUCAGAAAAUUAUUUAAUAGAAAAUAGUUUGCUCUUUAGGUGGCUCAGCAGUGUUGCAGUGUGGCCUCACGGCAAGAAGGUUGCUGGUUCGAGCCUCAGCUGGGUCAG